AUGCUGAUGACGGCACUGACUAAUGAAGAUGAAACCACAAUUCAGAUGGAAUACGCUCCGGAGACCAAAUGCAGAACUUGUGACGAAGGAGCGUCUUAUGAUAACGCUACCGCUGCAACCCAUACUGAAAUACUCGCUGAACGAAAUGCAACGGACAUGUGGAGAGAACCAAAGAUAAUUAUCAACGGCUCGCAAAUUUUCGUAACUGGGAUCCCCAACAUGAAACGAUUUUGGGAUCGCAACGUCAACACAAUAGAUUCAAUGUUUGGAGAAUACAACCAAUUCCAAUCAUUUGCUGAGUACCGUUCGAACGAUAGAGGACUAAGCGGGCAUUACCAAGCAUGGGUUCGAGGAGAAAAUGGCAUGGGCUGCAUCAGUGACAAAGAUAACAAGGGCGAACAACAUGAUGUGGACUUGGAAAAUUUUGUUGUCACAAUUUAA
Messenger RNA from Caenorhabditis remanei, 441 nucleotides. RefSeq lists its product as uncharacterized. The coding region runs from base 1 to 441 and encodes 146 amino acids. The transcript is spliced from 2 exons. Lineage: Eukaryota; Metazoa; Nematoda; Chromadorea; Rhabditida; Rhabditidae. The record is from RefSeq and is a predicted model, not a curated record.